AUGAUAAAACGCAUUGGAGGGCGUACCCUCCAGAACUGUACCCGGAGAUGUUCAACACAUACCACCAGCUACAUCUCCCCCGUCCGCAAGUUUUCCUCUACUUCAGCUCCGACCGCCAGCUAUACAAGCUCAUCGUCACCCAUUGGCAGUCUCACAGUGGAGCUGGAUCGAAUUGCGCCUAAGUUUGAGGUGAAAGCGUCCAAUAUCCAGAUCUUAAACUCCCCAGCUGCGUUCUAUGAGACUUUGAAGGACAAAAUACGGAGUGCAAAACGAAGGGUCUACCUCUCAACCCUGUAUAUCGGCAAAACAGAACAUGAGCUUCUUUCGGUCUUAAACGAGGCACUCCGCCAGAACCCGGACUUAAAGGUAUCAAUUCUGACAGACGCCUUACGCGGGACACGCGAGUCACCGAAUCCCUCGUCCGCUUCUCUCUUAGCGUCCUUGGUCGAGGAACAUGGACCAGAGCGGGUUGAAAUAAGGAUGUUCCAUACUCCUAACCUGGUUGGAAUGAGGAAAAAACACAUACCGAAACGAAUAAAUGAAGGAUGGGGCCUUCAGCACAUGAAGCUUUACGGAGUGGAUGAUGAGAUAAUUCUUUCCGGGGCCAACCUUUCAAAUGACUAUUUUACAAAUCGACUCGAUCGAUAUCAUGUUUUCCAGUCGACAGAACUAGCAGAGUACUACUCACAGAUCCAUCAUGCUAUCUGUAAAUUCAGUUUCCAGGUCCUGCCCGAUACAAAGAGCAAGCAGGGGUACAUUUUGAAUUGGCCUGCUACAAAUAGCGGGCCAUCCCCUUUGGAUGACCCUAAAGAUUUUAUAUCGGCAGCAUCAAUCACACUGUCAAAAUUAAUACAGCCAUCGAAAUCCCACACUGUCUCUGCGUCGAUACCCGAAAAUCAAACAUACGUAUAUCCUGUUGCCCAAUUCACACCGCUAUUGAAGCCGGACCAAUCAACAGAAUUUCCGGCUGUUACAAGCGUUCUCAGCGCCCUUGCUAGUAAUCCAGCACUAAAAAAUUCUCGUUGGCUGUUCACGGCAGGCUAUUUCAAUAUGCACCCUGUUCUAUCAUCUCUCCUGAUCUCCAGCACUACACCUUCUCCUGAUUCCCCAAGUAAUCAGGGGACAGUCCUCACAGCCUCCCCAUGGGCAAAUGGAUUUUAUGGGUCUCCAGGUGUCUCGGGGAUGCUGCCGGCAGCAUACACUCACCUUUCUGCCAGAUUCCUAGACCGAGUUGCAGAAGCCCAGAGAACAAAUUCAAUUCAACUAAAGGAGUGGCGUAGAGGAACUGUGAACGAGCCUGAUGGCUGGACAUAUCAUGCUAAGGGGUUAUGGGUAACGCUCCCGGAUGAAAAAUACCCCAGCCUCACUUUCGUGGGAAGCAGCAAUUAUACGAAGAGAAGUUAUGGACUUGAUUUAGAAGUUGGUGCUGUUGUAGUGACUACAGACAACAGCUUGAAAGAACGGCUGGGUCAAGAAACAGAGUGGUUGCAGAAGGACUCCAAACCCAUUUCGAGAGAAGACCUCAGGAGAGUCGAACGAAGAGUUAGUUGGAAUGUUCGCCUCGCCAUGUGGAUUGUAGAGCGAGUGGGCGGCGCCCUAUGA
This is a messenger RNA of Arthroderma uncinatum, 1602 nucleotides long. Its product is annotated as CDP-diacylglycerol-glycerol-3-phosphate 3-phosphatidyltransferase. The record is from RefSeq and is a predicted model, not a curated record. The transcript has 3 exons. The coding region runs from base 1 to 1602 and encodes 533 amino acids. Gene Ontology annotation, molecular function: CDP-diacylglycerol-glycerol-3-phosphate 3-phosphatidyltransferase activity. Gene Ontology annotation, biological process: cardiolipin biosynthetic process. NCBI's taxonomy places the organism in Eukaryota, Fungi, Ascomycota, Eurotiomycetes, Onygenales, Arthrodermataceae. Gene Ontology annotation, cellular component: mitochondrion.